Molecule: messenger RNA, 2296 nt
Organism: Betta splendens (Siamese fighting fish)
Lineage: Eukaryota; Metazoa; Chordata; Actinopteri; Anabantiformes; Osphronemidae
Gene: tkfc
Product: triokinase/FMN cyclase
Exons: 17
Coding region: 246-2030 (594 amino acids)
Biological process (GO): glycerol catabolic process
Cellular component (GO): cytosol
Molecular function (GO): ATP binding; glycerone kinase activity
Source: RefSeq, a predicted model, not a curated record
UUGGCGUGCGUGACUGUGACUGUAGCAGCCAUAAAGUAUGGCCAUGUUUUAUUAGUGUGACGAGGUUAGCUGUGCACGCUUGUAACUCAGGGGGAUCAGAGUCCAUUUCAGUAAUAACGGAAUGGGUUUAACACUACUUCACACAAACAAUGUAUCCUGUACCACUACAGCAUAAAAGUACUGUGCAUCAUGUAAGAGCAGAAUGCACGUGCAAAAGUACUAAUUAGAGGAGACCGCGGUCAUUAAUGCAUUCCUGUCAAAGCAACCAGUCAUUGUUGACUUUGACCUGUGGCCAGGCCCAGAAGAAGUUGAUCAACUCUGUUGACUGCUGUGUGGAUGAGGCUCUCUGUGGCUUUGUCAGGGCCAAUGGAGGUCUGUCCCUGCUGAAGGGCCACAGAGUUGUGCUUCGGUCGGACCUGGAAAACCUUAGAGGCAAAGUGGCCCUGGUGUCUGGAGGGGGGUCGGGCCAUGAACCGGCACACGGGGGGUAUGUGGGGGCAGGUAUGCUGUCAGCAGCUGUCGCAGGGGGAGUAUUUGCAUCUCCACCUCCUGCCAGUAUUCUGGCUGCCAUCCUCUGCUUGCACAAUGCAGGAGCCUCUGGGGUCCUCCUCAUAGUGAAGAACUACACCGGCGACCGUCUCAACUUCGGACUGGCUGCAGAGCAGGCCCGUAAUCACGGCAUCGCUAUCGACAUGGUGGUGGUGGCAGAGGACUGUGCCUUUGAACGGCCCAGUAAGGCAGGCAGGAGAGGCCUGUGUGGCACUGUGUUCAUUCACAAGUUGGCAGGAGCUUUGGCAGAAGAAGGCUCCUCACUGGACAAGAUAGUGUCCAAAGUGACAGAGGUCUUGAAAGGAAUUGGGACACUGGGAGUGAGUCUGUCUCCAUGCAGCGUCCCAGGCUGCCUCCCUUCAUUUGACCUGCCACCAGGAGACAUGGAGCUGGGACUGGGAAUUCAUGGUGAACCUGGAAUCAAAAGAUCCAAGGUGGCAUCUGCAGAUGAGGUGGUGAAAACCAUGCUUGAUAAUAUGACCAACCCUGACAGUCAGUCACAUCUGCCUCUGAAGUCAGGAGACAGCGUGGUUGUGUGCGUGAACAACCUUGGAGCUCUGUCUCGUCUGGAGAUGGGAGUGGUUGCUAGAGCAGCUGUCAUUUGUCUGGAGGACCGCGGGCUGGUGGUUGCCAGGGUGAUGUCUGGAUCCUUCAUGACAUCACUGGAGAUGACUGGAGCGUCCCUGACCGUGAUGAAAGCCAAUGAGGAAACACUAAGACUGUUUGAUGCUAAGACUACUGCCCCCUCCUGGCCCAAUCUCAGCAAAGCAUGUGUAACAGGACGCAGCUACUUGUCUGAACCUCCGACCAUGAACACACGGCCGCAAGAGGGCACAUAUUCUGAAGGGCCACUGAGUGCUGUGUUGCGUCAGGUGUUAGAGGCGGUUUGUUCCACACUGUUAGAAAAACAGGAGGAGCUCAACUCCCUGGAUCGAGCUGCUGGGGAUGGAGACUGUGGGAACACUCAUGCACAAGCUGCUAAAGUUAUUAGGGAGUGGCUGCAGAGUCACGUGGUCCCUGGUUGCCCUGGGCAACUGUUGUCAGUCCUGGCUGGAUUGGUGCAGGAGAAGAUGGGCGGGUCUUCAGGGGCGUUGUACAGUUUGUUUCUGACUGCUGCAGCUGGACAUGUGAGCGAGGGGCGGAGCAACCCUGCGGCCUGGGCCAGUGCAAUGCAUGCUGGGACACAGGCAAUGAGAAGAUAUGGUGGUGCAGACCCUGGAGAUAGAACAAUGCUGGAUGCUCUGUGUCCUGCUGUGGAGGAGUUAAUGAAGUUACCUACAGCUCCCACUGGUGGACACUUGGUGAUACUACAGGCUGCUGUACAGAGAGCGGCUUCUGGAGCGGAGGACACUCGUCACCUUACAGCGCAGGCAGGCAGAGCUAGCUACAUUGCAGCUGAGCGCGUCACCCUGCCCGACCCAGGCGCGGUGGCGGUAGCGGCUAUUUUGAGAGCUGUCGUGGAAGUGCUAGAGGGUCAGUAAGUAACGUAGCAAGGGGGAGAAAAGGACCAGAGAGAGCAGGCUGAGCCGAGCAGAGCUGCUCUACGAUGACACAACAACUUACACAGAGAGCAAUGAGUCGCUCAUCUGACAAACAGAACAAAGCAAAAAUACAUGUUGUUUAUCUGCCAAAAUGAGUAAUAAAUUAUAAGGUAGUGCCCAAGAAGACAAUAUAAUUACAUAACUGUAAUUCUGUUUUUGAUUUGCCCUUUUUUAUUUGAUAAAUGUACGACUGACUCACCAAUACA